Messenger RNA from Trichoderma aggressivum f. europaeum, 1221 nucleotides. RefSeq lists its product as uncharacterized. The record is from RefSeq and is a predicted model, not a curated record. The transcript is spliced from 2 exons. The coding region runs from base 1 to 1221 and encodes 406 amino acids. Lineage: Eukaryota; Fungi; Ascomycota; Sordariomycetes; Hypocreales; Hypocreaceae.
AUGCUGUCCUCCCAUCGUGAGCAGGAGAAUCGGCUUCUCAGCCACCAGAUUCCCUCCAAGCAGCAGCCAAAGACACCCGGCAUGCGAUAUCCGAAAACACCAAUCGAUUUGGGCCGAGGCAACGAGAAUGCCUUGGCCGGAUUCGCUGGCAAGAAUGCGAUUCAGGGAGUGACCAACCUUGGAGAGAAUCAAAAAUUCAUCUCCAAGAAAUCCAUGACGACCCCAACGGAAUCUCGGAUGCGAGCUCCUCUGGGCAACAAGACGACGAACGCAAAAGCCAAGAACAGCCAAGGGCUUGGAAUUGGAGGCAAGAGCGCCGUGAAUGGGGUUGAAAGGACACAACUCAAGAGUAUCGCGAGCGCGCAGCGGAAGCAGAAACAAAGGCAAAGACAAGCUGAAUUAGCGCCCAAGAAUCUUUUUUCCCAGCUCAGAGACAGCCAAGAUCCAGAUCAAGACGAGCCGGAAUACGCACCGCCAAACCCUCAACCUUUACCCUACCAAUCCGAUGUCUUCCCGCGCAGUGGCCUCACCUUCAAGGGGCUGAGCAAAGACAAUCUGCUCAAAGGCUACUAUGAACAUUUUUAUAACCCUGUGGAUGCUCGUGGCGUAUCACGCAUGGACAAACAACUGGAAGACGAAAUUGAAACCGCGAUAGAAAAGGCUAUAGAACGGAACGACCACGAGACGGAUGAGUUUACCUGGAAUAGUGCUGAUAUCGCAGACGGAAUGGAGAUUGCAGAGCGAAUGUCUAGGCAAAAAAGGAAGUCCGCCUCUUCUUCACGUCAGCCUACAAUGGUAACCAGAUCGUCCAGAUCUAGAUUAUCUGGAACGAAGGCUCUAGUGGCGGAUGAUUAUGAAGAACAUGCUGUCACUCGAUCAUCAAGGCGGCGAACUGCUGAUCCAUCCAUGGAAGCAUUAUACUCCAGUGAUCUCACGUCACCAUUCGCGCUUCGGAGCCGAGGAGAAAGCGCCUCUAAGCGGUUGACCCGCGCGCAGAGUGUGGCCCGAGAUGAAUUCGACAACAAUGAUUUUAGCCCGGUUGGCAGGGUGAGCCCCGUUCAUCGGAACGCAUCCAACGAGAGGGUAUCAAGGACUAUAACUCGCUCACACUUUCCUACUGACUCUGACGGCGAAUAUGCUGGCAGCAGUCUCCCAGCGGCGGGUUUAUCCUACCAGGACUCAGAGGAUGAAGAGGAAUUUGAGCUAAGACUCGACCUCUAG